This is a messenger RNA of Cornus florida, 2493 nucleotides long. RefSeq lists its product as uncharacterized. The record is from RefSeq and is a predicted model, not a curated record. Bases 1408 to 2193 code for a protein of 261 amino acids. Lineage: Eukaryota; Viridiplantae; Streptophyta; Magnoliopsida; Cornales; Cornaceae. The transcript is spliced from 8 exons.
AACAAAUUCCUGCCUCCACCCCUGGUGAUGGUGUGUGUUUCUCUAUUCGUAUGGCUUUCCACUUCAACUUCUUCGUCUCUUGCACAGGAAAUCCCUAUCUUGAUCUAUAUUUAUAUGUAUAUAUAUAUAUAUAUAUGGUUGUGUGUAUAUAUUUGUAUUGUUUUUUUUUGUUUGCAUCGUUAUAUUGGACUAUAUAAACUGUAGAUUUUGAAAAGGGUAAUUGGGUGUUAUUACAUGUCAGUUUCGUUUGGGCGUUUCUUUGUUAUCGUUGAAUCUAAGCAAAUCGAGGAUUAAUUUAUAAUUGUGUAUAUGCAUGUGACUUAGUCUCUCAGUUGUAAUUGAUGUGUUAAUUGACUUUUGAAAUUGCUGAACCCUAUUAGUACGGAUAUGGAAUUGCAUGUGUAUUUUUAUGUAGAAUUUGAAAUGGGUAAUUGGGUGCUAUUACAUAUCAAUCAAGUUUUGGGGUUUCUUUGUUAUCAUUGAGGAUUAGCUUAUGUUUAUGAAUCUGACUUGGUGUCUUUCAAUUGUAAUUAUGUUAUAAUUGACUUUUGAAAUUUCUGAACCCUAUUACUAUGGAUAUGAAAUUGUAUUAGUACGUAUGUUUAUGUAUACAACUUGUGUUGUUUGCUAAUGAAAUGAGGAAAGGAAUUGAGAGUUAUGAAUAUGGAAUUUUAUGCUUUACCUCUCUUUUUAUCAUGGGUUCAAAAUUUUUUUAAUUUGUUAUUUAUUUAUUUUUUCACGGGCAAACAACUCCCAUAAUGCAAUUGGAGAGGUGUGAAUAUGACCUUGACAUAGCUAAAUAGUUCAAUCAAGUUAAUAAUAAUAAUAAUUUUUUUUUUUUACUUUAAAAAUUGUAAUCUUACAUUUUGGUGUGGAUUUCAAUCAAGCAAGCUGGCAAUUGUUGUUUAUCAGUCUAUUAUCUUAAUUAUAAUUUCUUUGGCUACUUACUUGGUCACACCCACUGGGUGAUCGAAUAGCUUGACCUCAAAUUGGCUUGUAGUGCUCAUAUGGUAUUUGAAGAUUAUAGUCUCCAUCCUGUUAUUCUUGUCAGAAACGUUUUACUGUAUAGCAAUAUGUUUCAUUCAGCUCUAUUUAUCUUUCUCACAUCUGCUGGACCUUCGUUCUACAAAUUUCACAUUCUUAUUCAUGUGCCUAUAUGUUUGAAUUCUUUUGAAUAUGCAUGUAUAUUCAACUUAUAAUAUCAACUCCUCCCAAAUAUGACUUUGUUUUCUUUUGUUUUGUUUUUUCUGUUUUCUUUAUUGUGCUACAGAACACUGAUCUUCCUCCAGCUUCAAGAUAACUUUCUAUCACCAGAUUAGGCUAAAAGCUAAAAUCUUAUCAUUUUUUAGAAUUGUGGCUUUUACAAAUGAAAAUAUAAAAUUAUUGAGGUUUUAUUUAGUAGCUGAUAUGUUUGUUGUGGUGCUAUUUCUUAUAUAUAUUUUUUCUUCAAAUAAUCUAAAUUUUAUUUUGAUGACUAGAAAUCUUAAGCAAGAACAUGAGCAUGCCCCUGAAGUACAUUGUUCAAGGGAAAGAAGUAGGGAAGCUUCGAAAAUUAUCGAGGAGUAUUUAAUGCCAUUUGUGGAACAAGAAAAGUAUCAGAUCCCAAGUAAGUGUAGACUCCAUCCUGACAACGAUAUCUUUAGGGAUCAGGAGCUGCACAAGAUUCAUGUGGAUAUAAAUGAAUGGCGCUGCGGAUACUGUAAGAAAAUCUUCCGAGCAGAGAAAUAUCUUGAUCAACAUUAUGACAACAGACAUCACAAUCUUCUGAAUGUUAGUCAGAGCAAGUGCUUGGCAGAUUUAUGUGGGGCUUUGCAUUGUGACCUCGUGGUGGAUAUAACUUCAAAACCUCGUAAAACCAGAUGCAACCCUGCAGCGGCUAAAAGGAACCUCCACUUGUGUGAGAGUCUCGCAGAUAGUUGUUUUCCUUCUAAUCAGGGUCCCUCAGCAAAUCGUCUUCAUGAAUUGUUCUUGCACCAAUUCUGUGAUGCUCAUACGUGCUCAGGAAAGCGAAAUCCCUUCUCCAGAGGAGGCAGGAAGCAUACAAGCACUUUCUACUUGGCUAUUUCAGUAUUAACCUUGAUGCUGCUACCUAUCUUCUAUCUUAUUGUUUAUUUAUACCAAAGGGAAAUGAGAAAGGGAACCCAAGAGCUGAAGCGCAUCUCACAAAUUGGACGAAAAACAAACCCCUCUUAGUGGGUCUACGUUUUUGGAACCAUUAACGAGGACAACAACGAGGGGUAAUGACAAAAUCAUUCAUUGUGAAGACUAAUGUCUCAAUCUGACGUCAUGGAUCCCCUCACCAAAUUGCGUUUGUCAAUGGAAGCCUCAGGUCAGCAGAUUCGCUUGGUAAACUUGCUCCAUUUAUUAGUGAUGUAGCAUUCCUGCAUCCCAACAUUAUGGCAUUUAUUGUAUACUGAAUUUAAGACAAUACAGGUAUAUUUUUCUGAUGAAUACGAUUUUUUGUAGUUAUGAUAUAGCCCUUUUGUCUUUGAA